UCGUAUAUGGAGAAGGACGGAGAAAACCAUAUAUCAAUAAUUACACCCUAAACAAUUGGAUCGUGUUGAUCUUGCAUUUGAAUCUAUUAACAUGCAGGGCCAUGGAAGGUGCUUGAAACUUUUUCUUGCAUUUGCUCUGCUUUUGGUACAGUACGCCAAAGGAGGAGAGGUGGACCACAGUCACAGGGAUACCAAUGUGACUGGGAGGUGCAUAGAGAGGGAAAGGAAAGCACUCCUUGCAUUCAAACGUGGUCUGGUGGAUAAGGCCGAUCUCCUCUCUUCAUGGGGUUCAGAAGCCCAAAAACAGGAUUGUUGCAGAUGGGUGGGAGUUUCUUGUAGCAACCAGACGGGCCAUGUUAUUCAAGUUGAUCUUCAUGGACUGUAUUCUUUGCAAGGUAAGAUGAUUAGUCCUAAACUGAUUGAGUUGCACUAUUUAGAACAUUUGGACCUUGGUGGGAUUAAUUUCAUCGGGAUCCCAGUUCCAGAUUUCAUUGGUUCUCUAUCCAAUUUAAGAUACCUAGAUCUGUCUUGGACUUAUUUUGGAGGCAAGUUUCCAAGUGAGGUUGGAAAUCUUACGAACUUGCAGUAUCUUGCCUUAGAAGGUAAUAACUUUACAAAUGCAGAAAAUCUUGACUGGCUUCCUCUUCUUUCAUCAUUAAGAUAUUUGGACUUGAAUUUCGUGAAUCUCAGCAAUGUUUAUGAUUGGUCGGAAGCCAUCAAUAAGCUUCCUGAACUAACAAACUUAACACUAGAGGGCUGUGAUCUUCCUUCUCCAAUUCUUUCCACUCUUUCUUACAUAAACUCUUCUAAAUCUCUUGCUAGCGUUGACCUUUCUUCGAACAAUUUGAGUACUUCUUCAAUAUUCGUAUGGUUGUCCAACUAUAGUACCAGCCUUGUUCAUAUUGACCUCUCUUUGAACCUUCUAGCCGGUUCAAUUCCUGAUGUUUUUGGAAACAUGAGGUCUCUGGCACAUCUUGAUCUCUCUAGUAACAAACUUGAAGGAGUCCCGCAUUCUUUUGCCAAGUUAUGUAGUUUGCAAUCAUUGGAUCUCUCAAGCAAUAUUCUGAGUGGACAACUUUCUAAGUUUGUUGAAAUAUUAUUAUCUACAUGUGCUCAAAACUCAUUGGAGAUUUUGGAUCUCUCUUGGAAUCAUCUUGAAGGGUCAUUACCUGAUCUUACAAAGCUUUCAUCUUUGGAACUCUUGUAUCUCAAUAACAAUCAAUUAAGUGGAGUAAUUUCAGGAAUUCAUUUCUCAAAACUAUCGAAAUUACAGAGUUUGGAUCUAUCUUCUAACUCGCUAGUUUUAGACAUCCAUGCUGAUUGGAUUCCUCCUUUCCAACUGGACUACAUAAAUUUGGGGUCUUGCAAGAUGGGUCCAGAUUUCCCAAAAUGGCUUCAAACUCAGAAAAAAUUCUCAUUCCUUGAUAUUUCUGAUGCUAAAAUUUCCGACAUCAUUCCAAGUUGGUUUUGGAGUUUAUGUCGUAAUGUGACAUUUAUGAAUCUCGCAAGAAACCAAAUUGGAGGUACAUUGGUAAAUUUGAAUUUUGAAUUUUCAUAUUUCCCUGACUUGCGUCUGAGUUCGAACCAAUUGGAAGGUCCAAUCCCCUCAUUUCUAUCAAAAACCAUACAUCUGGAUCUCUCUUAUAAUAACCUUUCAGGGUCACUUUCGUUCUUGUGUUCAAGUGCAGCUAUUGGUUUAGGCUUUCUUGACCUCUCAAACAACAAUGUUUCUGGACAAGUUCCAGAUUGCUUGACAUAUUUGACAAAUCUAGUCAUGCUUGAUUUGAGUUACAAUGCUUUGUCCGGGAAAAUUCCUACAACAAUAGGCUCUGUAUUUUGGAUUGAAACACUCAAAUUAAGAAGCAAUGGAUUUGUGGGACAAUUGCCUUCGUCGUUGAAGAAUUGCACAAGUUUAAAAGUCAUUGAUGUUGGGGAUAAUAAAUUAUCCGGACCAAUACCUAAAUGGUUAGGGGUUGGCUUAAAGGAUUUGGUUAUCCUGAUGCUUUCGUCUAAUCACUUCAAUGGAAGCCUGCCCCUCACAAUUAUGUCAUCUAACACACAUUCAAAUUUUGGAUUUCUCUAUGAACAAUAUCUCUGGAAGCAUACCCAAAUGCCUCAACAAUCUGACUACUCUAGCUCAGAAAGGAAAUCCAAGUCUGAACAUCUCACAUUUUGUUUACACGAUGAGUAAUAAUAAUUCACAUGAAGCUGAAUAUGAGGAUGAUGCAACAUUCAUAUGGAAAGGAAGAGUGUACUCAUACAAAAACACAUUGGGACUUGUGAAGAGAAUUGAUCUGUCAAGCAAUAGAUUUACAGGGGAGAUUCCAAGUGAAAUCACUCAUCUUGUUGGGUUGGUUUCUUUAAACCUAUCAGGAAAUCAAUUAACAGGUCAAAUCACUCCAGAGAUUGGAAACUUGCAGUCACUGGAUGCCCUUGAUUUGUCAAGAAACCAGAUAGAAGGAAGAAUUCCAACAAGCCUUUCGCGGAUCGAUCGUCUCAGUGUCUUGGACUUGUCAUUUAACAAUUUGUCUGGCAAAAUUCCCAUCGGAACUCAACUCCAAGGCUUUGAUCCCUCUGUUUAUGCUGGAAAUCCUCAACUUUGUGGACCUCCACUUAAAAAGACAUGUGCUGAUCAAAUUGUGCAAAUUGACUUGAGCAAUCAAAAGGACGAUAAGGAUGAGCUUAUAACACUGGGAUUUUACAUCAGUAUGGGGCUUGGGUUUGCAGCUGGAUUUUGGGGAGUUUGCUGCACUUUGAUAUUCAAGAGGUCAUGGAGAUAUGCAUACUUCAAGUUCUUGAAUGGUUUAAAUGAUUGGCUUUAUGUGCAAGUAGCUUUGAUCAAGCGGCAACUAAAGGAUAUGCUUAAUAGCUAAGCUCUUCAGUAGACUUGAAGAGUGCAUAUAGUUGCCAAGGAAGCAAUUAAAUAUCUGCAGAAGUUUCAAGUUUUGGAUUAUGUAGUGGGAAUUUCCUUAAUAAAGAUUUGUCACUGUGUCUUUGUUUGUUAGCAAUCAUGUAGUGGUAAAUGAUUUGUAAGAACUUGAAACAAUUGUUUGCCAUGAAUGUUCUUUUCUGUAGAGUA
This is a messenger RNA of Prunus dulcis (almond), 3079 nucleotides long. RefSeq names its product receptor-like protein EIX1. The record is from RefSeq and is a predicted model, not a curated record. The transcript is spliced from 2 exons. Gene Ontology annotation, molecular function: protein binding. NCBI's taxonomy places the organism in Eukaryota, Viridiplantae, Streptophyta, Magnoliopsida, Rosales, Rosaceae. The coding region runs from base 92 to 2191 and encodes 699 amino acids.